UCUUGGGAAUUGAAAGGAAAAGGAGGUGUAUCUCCAAUUUCCACAGAAGGAGGGGAGAGUGUUGACUGUUUUGUCAAGAAUGAGUACACAACUAUGGUAUUUCGCAGCAUUGUUUCUGCAUCCUGACUUUUCUAAAACGAUUGCAUGGAGGUAGAUGGAGGGACUUGUUGACUACUGACAGCAAAGCUCCAUGGAUUUCUGGAAGCUUGAACUUAAGAGUGAUAACUUAGGGUACCUGGCAAAAGAAAUUUCUGAGCAGCAAAGCAUUUAAGAAGUGGCCUGGUUGCUUCACUGCUUCAAACAACCUACAGUUAUAUACGGGAGCAAAGAAAUGAUUUAAAGUUGGAAUUUAUAUUUAAAAGGCACAAUUUCACCUUCACUUGAACUGCUUCAUUCAGAACUCUGCAAAUUCCCUGAAGUAGAAGGAAAAAAUGACCACAAUCAAGGAGGCAGUAACCUUCAAGGAUGUGGCUGUGGUCUUCACUGAGGAGGAGCUGGGGCUGCUGGACCCUGCCCAGAGGAAGCUGUACCAAGAUGUGAUGCUAGAUAACUUCAGGAACCUGCUCUCAGUAGGGAAUCAACCAUUCCACCAAGAUACUUUCCACUUCCUAAGGAAGGAAAAGUUUUGGAUGAUGAAGACCACAAGCCAAAGAGAAGGAAACCUAGGAGGCAAGAUCCAAAUUGAGACUGUUCCAGAAGCAGGACCACAUGAAGAGUGGUCCUGCCAGCAAAUCUGGGAACAAAUUCCAAGUGACCUAACCAGGUCUCAAGACCCCAUAAUAAACAGCCCUCAGUUCCUCAAAGAAGGUGAUGUCCCCUGCCAGAUUAAGGCAGACCUAUCCAUAAGUCAUGUGCAACAGAAACCUUACCAGUGUAAUGAAUGUAAACAGUCCUUCAGUUAUGUUUCUGUCUUUGAUCUCCAUCAACAAUUACACUCAGGAAAGAAGUCUCAUACAUGUGAAGAGUGUGGAAAAAGCUUUUGUUACAUCUCAGCCCUUCAUAUUCAUCAGAGAGUCCAUUUGGGAGAAAAACACUGUAAGUGUGAUGUGUGUGGUAAGGAAUUUAAUCAGAUCUCACAUCUGCAAACUCAUCAGAGCAUCCAUACUGGAGAGAAACCAUUCAAAUGUGAUCAGUGUGGGAAAGGCUUUCAUAGUAGAUCAGCACUUGGCAAAUUACACACAGGGGAGAAACCUUAUAAUUGUGAGGAAUGUGGGAAGGCCUUCAUUAACGAUUCACAGCUUCAGGAACACCAGAGAAUCCAUACUGGGGAGAAGCCAUUCAAAUGUGAUAUAUGUGGUAAGAGUUCCAUUAGAUCAAGACUUAAUAGGCAUUCUCUGGUUCACACAGGAGAAAAACCAUUCAGAUGUGAUACAUGUAGUAAGAACUUUCGUCAGAGAUCAGCACUUAAUAGUCAUUGCAUGGUUCAUGUAAGAGAGAAGCCAUACAAAUGUGAGCAGUGUGGAAAAGGCUUCAUUGGUAGGCGAGAUUUUUGUAAGCAUCAGAUGGUCCACACAGGAGAGAAACCAUAUAAUUGUAAAGAAUGUGGGAAGAGCUUCAGAUGGUCCUCAUGUCUUCUGAGUCAUCAGCAAAUCCAUAGUGGGGAAAAACCCUUCAAAUGUGAAGAAUAUGGGAAGGGAUUUUAUACAAAUUCACAACGAUCUUCCCAUCAGAGAGUUCACAAUGGAAAAAAGCCUUAUAAGUGUGAGGAGUGUGGUAAGAGCUAUAAAAGGAGGUUGGAUCUUGAGUUUCACCAGAGGGUCCACACAGGUGAGAGACGCUAUAAUUGUAAGGAAUGUGGGAAAAGCUUUGACUGGGCCUCCUGUCUUUUGAGACAUCAGAGACUCCACAGUGGAGAAAAACCUUUCAAAUGUGAAGAGUGUGGAAAGAGAUUUACUCAGAGUUCACAACUUCAUUCCCAUCAGACAGUUCAUACUGGAGUAAAACUAUACAAAUGUGAGCAGUGUGAGAAAGGGUACAACAGUAAAUUUAAUCUUGACAUGCACCAGAGGGUCCACAGGGGAGAGCGACCCUACAGUUGUAAGGAAUGUGGAAAGAGCUUUGGCUGGGCUUCAUGUCUUUUGAAACAUCAGAGACUCCACAGUGGAGAAAAGCCAUUGAAAUGGGAGUGUGGGAAGAGAUCUACUCAGAAUUCACAGCAUCAUUUACAUCUGAAAGUCUAUAUGGGAGAAAAGCCAUACAAAUGUGAGACGUGUGGGAAAGGCUUUGGCUGGGUCUCAACUCAUCUGACCCAUCAGAUUCUCCUCAGCAGAGAAAAACCAUCCAAAUAUGAGAACUAUGAAAACUUUGUAUAUAUAUUAAAGACCAAGAAAAAAGUCCACAGUGGAGAUAAUCCAUACAAAUGUGAGGAGUGUGGGAUGUACUACAACAGGCACUUGACUUUAUGCAUGAGUGUCCAUAUGGCAGAGACACUACAGAAGUUUGGGAAGAUUGUCAUGUGCUUCAGUCACGCCUCAAGUCUUCAACUUCAUCAGAGUGUUCUCAUUCAAGAAAAACCUUAGUAAUGUGAUGUCUGUGAUAAGUUUUCACAGCUACAAGCUUAUCUGAGAGUUCACAAUGGGAGAAACAUUAAAAAUUUGAUGCAUGUGGUAAGCACUUCAGUUUGAGUUCAUAUCUCAUGACUUAUUACAGAACCCAUCCUGAUGAUACAUUUCAUACAGUCUCAGGAGGGAAAAUAUUUAAGUUAAAGUCUGUUUCAGCCAUAGUUCGGCAUACCCAAGUGGUUUUAACUACUGUAGCAGAGAACCCUUGUAAGUUGAGGCUUCACUCAAAAGUUUGGCAAUUAUAGU
This is a messenger RNA of Saimiri boliviensis boliviensis (Bolivian squirrel monkey), 2807 nucleotides long. NCBI's taxonomy places the organism in Eukaryota, Metazoa, Chordata, Mammalia, Primates, Cebidae. The record is from RefSeq and is a predicted model, not a curated record.